AGCCAGUUUGGCUGAAGCUAUUACGGCCAUUUUCCAGUCGUUGAACCCUCACUGCAGCCACGGCAGAGACAUUCGCAUUCAAUGCUGACAGUCAUCAACACCUUUUACUCCAACAAGGAGAUUUUCCUGCGCGAGCUCAUUGCCAAUGCGUCAGAUACCUUGGACAAGAUCCGGUACGAGUCCAUCACGGAUCCUGACAAGAUCGAGGCCCAGCCAAAUUUUCACACCAAGACCGCCUCCGAUAAGACCAAUUACACCAUUACUAUCGAGGACUUCGGCAUCAGGAUGACCAAGAACGAAUUGGUCAACAACCUCGGCAAUUCGGGUAUCUCGAACAAUGAUGACCAACAAAGAAUUGAUCAUCUUAGUGCUCGGGCAGUUUGCGUUGCUUUCUAUUCCGCAUUCGCAAACGUCCGAACAUAUGUUUGUCUGGAUGCAAUAUGUCGUGAAUGCCCCGCGGGGGACCCGGGCCAUUUGCGUCGCGCACGAUUGGCGCGGACGGGGCUCCUCAGGGCAUCGUUGGAUGCUUGCUUGGCCUAGGAGAAGCAGUGAGCGACGCCCUCUCGGGCGCCCCCUGGUGCUCUGUUGGGCUAUAUUUGAGCCGCUCUGAUGCCGCAGAAGCCAGUCAAGAAGCCCAAAGGCGAGAAGGGUACCUACACUGUGUUUCUGUAGGCUUGGGACGGACGUUGAGCUCUCGGGAGCGCAAACGGGAUGCCCCGUGGCCAUUGAGAUCCUUCUCGGGGUGGCAUUGUGGCCCCUUGGAGGCAUGUUGGAGGCUGUAUUCAACCAUCUUGGGGUACAUCGCGCGGCAUGGGAUCUCGGGCUGCAUGGGGCCAUUUUGGGCCGGCAGCCUUCCAAGGAUAUGCCAAAAUACGUUCAACACACAGUAAUUCGAUGGCCCAGGCCUUGGUUCUAGAGGGCGGUGCCGCAUAGCCUUUGGGUGUUCUUGAGACCGCCUAGGAGCCGUAUUGGGCCCCCCUCGCGGCUCUCGUAGACCAUCCCGGAGCCGUCUCGAAGGUUGACCAGCCUGUCGGAAGCGAACAUAUCAAAGGACAA
Molecule: messenger RNA, 1056 nt
Organism: Prorocentrum cordatum
Lineage: Eukaryota; Dinophyceae; Prorocentrales; Prorocentraceae
Source: the annotation of a GenBank genome assembly